Molecule: messenger RNA, 471 nt
Organism: Rotaria sordida
Lineage: Eukaryota; Metazoa; Rotifera; Eurotatoria; Philodinida; Philodinidae
Source: the annotation of a GenBank genome assembly
AUGUCAGAUAAUAAUAAUGAACAACAACCUCAACAAACACCACCUGUUGAACCUAAUCCAGUCAAUAUUGAAUCUAAACAACGUACUCGACAAUUAACAAAAGAAGAAAAACAUAAAAUACAUAAUCGUGCAUGCACCCUUGAACAACGUAAACGAUAUUACCAAUAUGGGAUUAAACAUCGAAAUAUUGAUAAACAAUUUACUAUUCGAAAUAUAAAGGACAUUCUUCGACAACAUCGAAUUUCAUUUACAGCUAUUAACUUCUCAACAUCAUCUAUUACUCAUGAACGUACAUUAUACAUUGGUAUAAAAGAUGCAUCAAAAUUAGAAACAUAUGAAAUUCAAAUUCAAAAUUUAUUUACCCGUGAACAUUAUAAACAAUUUCAAUAUGAAAAACGAGAGAUUUAUUAUCAUGCAAAUCGUCAUUAUCAUCGAAACAAUCAUCAUCAUCGCCAUACACCAAAUGAAUAA